GGUAUAACAUGGAGAAUGGUAUUUGUUAUCUCCUCCCACUUAUCUCAUUUUGUAGUUCAUUAUACUGGCAGGUCUCUAGCUGCUUGUGAGCUACUUUAUAACGCCGGAUACAGAAACCUUUUCUGGGUGCAAGGUGGCCUGGAAGCUGCAGAAGAGGAGGAUCUUGUUAUCGAAGGUCCUCAACCUCUUAAAUUUGCUGGAAUUGUUGGGGUUUCUGAGUUUCUUGGUUUUACUGAUCAACAAAGAGAUGCAGCUUCGAGAGAAGGUUGGAGUUACCGACUAGUGUUCUCUGCCCGGCUGGUGGGGAUCUUUCUCGUUGCUGAUGCCUUGUUUUUUGGUGCUCAGCAAGUGGGCCAUUAUCUUCAGGAUCUAAGGUCUCACUGAUGUUCAGAAACUUAGUUUGAAUAUUUGAUUCAACUAAUAGAGGGUGCGGUUUGCAGUUCCUGAUCACCUUAUGAAGACAAGUUUGCCAAUGAUCGCAAAUUAUCGUUGCCAGAGUACUUCAAGAAGCCAAAAUACAUAUUUGCUUUUCAAUAAUGAAUACCCCAUAUUACAUCUUUUCCGAUGCUUUUGAAUCGACAAAUUUCAUCAUUUUUUAUUUUUUUUCUACCAUGUGCUGUUUUGAAGCUAAUCAAGAGUGAUUGUCUAUGUAAAUUUUGUUGAAAUCUUUGUGGAGUUGCUAAAAGUUUACAUUUGAUUGCCUUGUACUGUAUAGCUUCUGUAAGCCCUAUUGCCGGAUAAUUUAUCCUUGUUUCCUUUGUCUGAGUUCUAGACAACUUA
Molecule: messenger RNA, 780 nt
Organism: Carya illinoinensis
Lineage: Eukaryota; Viridiplantae; Streptophyta; Magnoliopsida; Fagales; Juglandaceae
Product: rhodanese-like domain-containing protein 11, chloroplastic
Exons: 4
Coding region: 16-384 (122 amino acids)
Source: RefSeq, a predicted model, not a curated record